Molecule: messenger RNA, 1155 nt
Organism: Arabidopsis lyrata subsp. lyrata
Lineage: Eukaryota; Viridiplantae; Streptophyta; Magnoliopsida; Brassicales; Brassicaceae
Product: putative F-box protein At1g55070
Molecular function (GO): protein binding
Source: RefSeq, a predicted model, not a curated record
UGGUUACGGCGUUACAAAGCCCAACUCAUUAAAGCCAUAGGAUGUGGAGAUGCUGAAAUCGCCAACAGACGCCAAGCAGAGAAGGCAAUGAGAAAACGUAAGCAGGAGGUCACAAUGGAAAACCUAACCUCAAAAUCUAGACCGAUGAGAAAACGUAAGCAGCAAGUCACAGAGGAAAACCUAACCCUAACCGUAUCAUCCUCCGGACCCAAUAAGCGAUCUGUAGAAGAAUACUUUGAUCGGAUCCCUGUUGAUCUGGUCAUCAAAAUCUUGUCGAGGUUAUUUUCCGGCAAGUAUAUGGCUCAGUCUCGUUGUGUAUGUAACCUCUGGUCGUCGAUAAUUCGCCGUCCAAAUUACAAUCAGUUGUUCCCGAUCAACUCUCCGGAUCCACCACCGAGACUCCUUUUCACCUUCGUAGCUGGAGAAAAGCUCUACUUCUACUCGGCACCUGAGCCUCAAAAACCUGAUCAAAUUAACAACUCUUCUCUUGCAGCCACGCUUCAUCACACAUGUUCUCGUAACACAGAUGUCUCUAAAGUCUGUCUUCCUUUACGUGGACUGGUUUGUCAUCAACGAAUGGAAGAGAAUCAUAUAGUGUCUGUGAUUUCUAAUCCCAUCACAGGAGAAUCUGUAACCUCACCCAAAGUAAAAACGGACGGGAUCGAGGCAAAAAACUAUUUUGGGUAUGAUCCAAUUGGAAACAAAUUCAAGGUAUUGUGUUUAACUUGGUCGCAUCGUGGAACUCUUCAGCAUCAAGUUCUCACAUUAGGGACUGAGAAACUCUGGUGGAGAAAGAUCCCAUGUUGCAUUUCUUAUUCUCCUCGAAAUGAUGAGAUAUGCAUCAAUGGUGUUUUGUAUUACACAGCAUCUGCCAACGAUAGUAUUAUCGUCUGCUUUAAUGUUAGGUCUGAGAAAUUCGAUUUUAUAACCCGGAGACCUGAGAAAUUCUAUUUAAUGAAGCGAACUUCUACUCUGAUAAACUACAAGGGUAAACUAGGUUUAGUUGAUACUCAAGACUAUGAUGAUGGUUUCGUGUUGUGGGUUUUAGAGGAUUCCGAUGAACAUAAAUGGUCAAAGCAUAUCUUGGUAACGCCCCUCCAAUGGAAUGCAGUGCAUGCAUUCGUUGAACCAUACUUAGGUUUACUCCUGGGGUGA